AUGGAGGGUACUUUAUCUUUGGACUUCUCUAUCUGUAUAGUUUAUUGUAUGUUGCUGCAAUCUUGUGUUUAUGAGUCACCAGGAUGGCUUCUUUCAAAAGUGAAAGUUAGAGAGGCUUCUGCAAUCCUCAACACAUUCAUUGCAUCUCAUUUCAAGAACCAAAGUUUGAAUCUUGAUCACAAGAAGUUGAAUUUUACCACCAAUGGUUCUGAUCCACCUCUGAUCAAGAUUUUGUUGAAGAAAAAAUGGAUUCUUGGACAGUUAUCACUAGCUCUGGCAGUUGGUUUUGGCAUUGGAUUGAUGUACUAUGGCAUGCCAUUAGGACUUGGAAAUGGCAAUUUUAGCUUAAAUCUCUACUUGAGUACAGGGCUUAACGCGUUACUAGAGUUACCAUCAUUCUUAAUAGUCUUUUUCUUGGUAGAAAAAUGCAAGAGAAGAAGCACACUAGUUGGACUAGGUAUUUUAUCUGGUGUUUGUGGCAUUGUUAUGCAUGAUGAGUUGUUCCCUACUAGCAUAAGGAAUGCAACAGUGUCAAUUGUCUGGCAGGCUGUGGUGCUCGGAGGCGUGGUGAGUCCGGUUUUGGUUGAUGCAGGAGGAGAUAGUAAAUACAAGAUUUUACCUUACAUGGUUCUUGGAAUUAUGACAUCAAUUACAGGAUGUUUGGCCAUUUUUCUGCCAGAAACAAAGGGAUUGGAGAUUUGUAAGAACAUAGAAAGGCAAGAAAAAGAAGGUAUUAAUGAACCACCUUAUGUAUAG
Messenger RNA from Solanum dulcamara, 756 nucleotides. RefSeq names its product organic cation/carnitine transporter 3-like. The transcript has 2 exons. The record is from RefSeq and is a predicted model, not a curated record. Lineage: Eukaryota; Viridiplantae; Streptophyta; Magnoliopsida; Solanales; Solanaceae. The coding region runs from base 1 to 756 and encodes 251 amino acids.